Molecule: messenger RNA, 1104 nt
Organism: Plodia interpunctella (Indianmeal moth)
Lineage: Eukaryota; Metazoa; Arthropoda; Insecta; Lepidoptera; Pyralidae
Exons: 4
Coding region: 1-1104 (367 amino acids)
Source: RefSeq, a predicted model, not a curated record
AUGUUUAACAGAAAAAUUAAUGACUUCAAUAGACACAAAUCGAUCGGUGAUCAUUAUAAAUUGUUACUUUUUAUUUUGAUCAUCUGUGGCUUCAAUUACGAUUAUUUCAAAUUCAAAAAAAUAUUUAAAUUUAUUAUUAACGGAUAUUGUAUCGUUUUGAACAUUGCAAUAGUUAUGGCAUCUGUCUCCUGCUGUGACGAUCAGGACGUUCCUCAAAUCUGGUCGUUAUUCGAAUACGUCGCAUCAACUAUUAUAGUUUUAUACAUAAAAAACAAAACUUCUAUUUUUUUCCUUAAAUUGAAAAACAUUGAUAAUUCUUUACGGAUCAAUCGGAAAUAUUAUUUGCACACCAAAUAUAGAUUAUAUUUAUUGAUUUUUACAAUUUGGUCCGUGAGAAUAGUUUAUACGACAUUUUAUUGUGUUUAUUAUGAUUAUUGUUACAAUGAUUUGCUUUUGUAUUUGUUGAAUCAGUUUUCUCUCAUCGCAUUGGAUUUGAAUAGAGUGUGGAGAUUUGCAAUAUAUAACGAAAUUAGAUAUCGAUUGAGAAUUCUCCGAAUGAGGUUAGGAGAAUGUCCUGAAUUAAGUUGUUAUUUGUUUGUUAUUAAUAACAAGAUAAGGAAGGAGAAUAAAGUAAGGUUUUGUUUAGAUUUGUAUCAGAAUAUAGCUGAUACUAUGGACUUGAUGAUACCAGAACUUCACGCUUCGCUCUUCGUCAGUGUGAUCUGUAGCCUGCCAAAACUUGUGAUAAAUGUGUAUCGCGUACUUUUGGUGAUAGAAAAUCACAAACCCUACGAAUCGCUCGGUUUUAUGUUAAUGCACAUAUUACAAAUAUCAUUUUUCUUAUUCUCCCCGUGUACGGUCGCCGAGCUCUUUUCAUACGAGAUAGAGAAGAUGAGGAAGAUUUUGAUGGAUAAAAUGAUAAAGGAAACUGACAAAACGUCGAAAGCCGACAUCCAACUUUUUGUCGACUACACCCACGAGCGCAACUUCCGUUUCAAGAUCUGGAGGAUCAUACCUGUCAAUCUGUCUUUGCCGUUGAACCUCGUCAACCUGUGCACUACUUAUGUUAUAGUUGUCAUUAACUUCACACAUUUGUAUGAUUAA